AUGGUCGGAUGUGUGUGGUACGCUCCUUCUAACUUCUCACUUCUCACCCGCUGCCCCACCCCACAGUUCCCGUUAGAUGUCAACACAGUGCUCACAUACUUCGCCAAGUCGAUCUUCUACGACGGGUCCUGUACCAAUGAGCAGUUCCGCAUGCAGCUGAAUCUGAUGUUGCUGCCCUUUCCCUCGGCGCAAAUAGUGUUCGACAGUGUCACGGUAUCGGAGAAGUUCAACGUGAAAACGUUUCUGACCACCGAAGGCCUGGAGUACGAUGUGGAGCAGAAGGCACCAAAUCUGUACUUGAUUCGCAAGCAAAAGAGAGCGGUACGACCAAACGGGACCACAGAAGCGCAAGCGCUGUCGUUGUACUACUGCAUCGAGGGCAAUAUAUACCCUGCCCCGGCCCUAAAUUCAGUACUCAAUUGCCGACUGUUGACCAUCCAGUACCAUCUUCAUGAGGCGCUAUCGGACAGCCAACAGCUACGCCGAUUCCACCCUAGCGCAGGGUAUACGUGGGCGGAAGAAGUCGGCGACGAUGAUGAUGACGACGACAUGGCACUACCACUAGAGCAUGUGGAUGACGAAGGUGCCAUCACAGAUGCUGCAGCCACCUCGGCAACGGACAUCAGUGAGACUAAAGACGCCGACGACGACGAAGACAAAGGGAGCGAUGCACGACAGCAACGCUCCGCACAACAAGCCUCGCUAGACCACCACGUGGGCAGGCUAUUCCAAGCUAUUAGACAGCACUAUCCAUUAGAAUCCCCCAAGGAGUAGGGCUUCAGUAGUGUCCAGCAAUGCCAGUACUCGGGAGGAUGCAUAUGUGAUACUACACAUGCUUUUGUAUACAAUUUAUAUUGUACAUGUGUAUUGUAAAUGUGUUUAAUAAGCCUCGCUAGACCACAGCGUGGGCAGGCUAAACCAAGCCAUUAGACAGCACUAUUCGUUAGAAUCCCCCAAGGAAUAGGUGUUCAGCAGGGUCCAGCAAUGCCGGUACAUACUCUGAGGAUGCAUAUGUGUGGUACUACACAUACUUUUGUGCACAACAUGUAUUAUACGUGUGUGUUUACCACGCCUCAGUAGACCACCACGUGGGUGGGCUAUUCCAGGCCAUUAGACAGCCCUAUUCAUUAGAAUCCCUCAAGAAGUAGGUGUUCAGUAGGGUCCAGCAACGCCGGUACAUACUCUGAGGAUGCAUAUGUGUGAUACUACACAUACUUUUAUGCACAACAUGUAUCAUACGUGUGUGUUUAACACGCCUCAGUAGACCAUCACGUGGGUGGGCUAUUCCAGGCCAUUA
Molecule: messenger RNA, 1297 nt
Organism: Sphaeroforma arctica JP610
Lineage: Eukaryota; Ichthyosporea; Ichthyophonida
Exons: 4
Coding region: 1-774 (257 amino acids)
Biological process (GO): regulation of transcription by RNA polymerase II
Cellular component (GO): core mediator complex; mediator complex
Molecular function (GO): transcription coactivator activity
Source: RefSeq, a predicted model, not a curated record